Messenger RNA from Hibiscus syriacus, 1443 nucleotides. RefSeq names its product pentatricopeptide repeat-containing protein At4g21190-like. The transcript is spliced from 7 exons. The coding region runs from base 110 to 1174 and encodes 354 amino acids. Lineage: Eukaryota; Viridiplantae; Streptophyta; Magnoliopsida; Malvales; Malvaceae. The record is from RefSeq and is a predicted model, not a curated record. Gene Ontology annotation, molecular function: protein binding.
UUGUUUGGAUAACCAGAAAAUCAGAAGGGAAAAAAAAGGAACAAAGGGGGAACGUAUCUUCUAUCUACGACAUUGAAGCCAUCUCUUGGGACUUAAACUCUCAAGCCGGAUGCUUUGUUGCAGAUAUGCUCUGCCACUUAUUACUAAAAGGUUGGAAUCAGUUAAAAUAACCCAGAGAUUUAGGAAUACUUCGGUAUGCGCCGCUAAAGGUCCAAGGCCUCGAUAUCCUCGGGUAUGGAAAUCAAGGAAGAGAAUUGGAACUGUCUCAAAAUCAGCUAAUCUUGUUGCUUGUGUAAAACAACGGUCAAAUGUCAAGGAGGAAGUUUACGGGGCUCUUGAUUCCUUUAUUGCGUGGGAACUAGAGUUCCCUUUAAUUAUAGUGAAGAAAGCAUUGAAGAUCCUUCAGAACGAACAAGAGUGGAAGAGAAUAAUUCAGGUGAUAAAAUGGAUGCUAAGCAAAGGUCAAGGAAGAACAAUGGGGACAUAUUUCACCUUACUGAAUGCUUUGGCAGAGGAUGGGAGACUUGAGGAGGCUGAAGAGCUAUGGGCCAAACUGUUUUCUGAUAAUUUAGGAAGCACCCCGCGUAUUUUCUUUGAUAAAAUGAUUUCAAUUUAUUACCACAAGGACAUGCAUGAUAAGAUGUUUGAGGUAUUUGCUGACAUGGAAGAGCUUGGUGUCAAGCCAAGUAUAUCAGUUGUUUCAAUGAUUGGAAUUGUCUUCCAAAAGUUGUGCAUGUUGGACAAGUAUGAUAAAUUAAAGAAGAAAUAUCCACCUCCGAAAUGGGAAUAUCGGUACAUCAAAGGAAAGCGUGUCAGAAUUCAAGUAAAGCAGCUACAGGAAUUUGAUAAAACUGCUAAAGGCAUCACUGAGGACAAGGAAACUGAAGAGAUUUCGAGUUUAGAGCAUGAGGAAGUAGAAGCAAGUUCAAAUAAAGUAAAGCAGCUACAAGAACUUGAUAAAAUUGCCAAAGUUGACACUGAGGACAACGAAACUAAAAAGGAUUCGAGUGUAGAGCAUGAGGAAGCAAGUUCAAAUAAAGUAAAGCAUCUACAGGAAGUUGAUAAAAUUGCCAAAGGUGUCACUGAGGACAAGGAAACUGAAAUGAAUUUGAGUUUAAAGCAUGAGGAAGCUGAAGCAAGUUCAAAUACAUUCACUACUAAAGCUAAUAUAUAACAUCUUGAUUGAUCGAUAAUCUUAUAUCCAGCAAGCCUUGGCCUUGAUAGUUAAGUGCAAUAGAUUUGAUCUCAGCAGCAAAUUAAGGAAAGGUAUAUGACAACCCUUUCUCAUGUCAUGUUAUUUUGUAUCAGCACUCUUUGUCAGGUUAGGUUUGUUCAGGGCUUCUUGUAAACAUAUGCAAGCUGUAGGAUGGUAAGAAUUCUUUCUUCCUUUUCUCGUACAGACAACUGAAAAUUAUUUGAUGAAGCUGAUGAUUGAAUUCGAGA